Molecule: messenger RNA, 2348 nt
Organism: Canariomyces notabilis
Lineage: Eukaryota; Fungi; Ascomycota; Sordariomycetes; Sordariales; Chaetomiaceae
Product: HET-domain-containing protein
Exons: 4
Coding region: 259-1980 (573 amino acids)
Source: RefSeq, a predicted model, not a curated record
CGUCACUCCCUCCCGAGACAGGAACGUCCCACGCAACUGCCUACAUCAAUUAACGAGGCUUCCAAUCUUGUUCCUCCGGUGGUCAUCAGUUUUCAACUUCGACUGUUAUACAGCCCUUAUGGAGCAGAGACCUCAGUGUCAGACUUGCGAACGCCUCGGCGGUCUAAUGCUACGUACUAUAGCUCGCAGGAACUAUUUGUUUGAUAUAUUGCUUGCAUGGCAUCUUGUUGAGUUCCAACGCAACAAAGAUUGCCCUGUAUGCCAGUUUUUGAUGGCGAAGAACCAUGCCGCGAAUUUCAUAAAUUCCUCGACUUGGUUCCAUCUUACGAGCUUGCGCCUCAAGCUGAUCAUUUCAUUCCGGUCGAUGCUAGCUGGAUCGAUUUGAGUCGACCACGUCUCUGGACCUCCUUUUGCGACCAUCACCAUGGAGGGAUAUGCCAUGCACUCCCUGCCUGGCAGAACACAUCCUGGCCAAGUUAUCUCAUCCUCAUCGAUGUUGAACAUCUCUGCCUAAUCGAGAUACGCAAACCAGUAACAUAUGUGACGCUGAGCUAUGUCUGGGGAACGAUCCCCGGUGUUCUUGAGACAACCAAGAGCAACUUCAAGGACCUUCGGAUUCAUGGAGCGAUGAUGCAUCAGCGAUAUCUCUGGGUCGACAGACUGUGUAUCGUCCAAGAUGAUCCAAGCUCCCUCGAGGAGCAACUUGGCCAUAUGUCGUCCAUCUAUGCAAACUCUUACUUCACCAUCAUAGCCGCUGAUGGGGACGAUGCAGAUUAUGGCUUACGUGGCAUUGGAGGUGGUUCUCUCCCUCGGUCGUACAAUCAAAACCUCCUCAGGUUCACAGACCAUUGCAUUAUGAUGGCCCGCCUCGAAGACGAGACUCAGCACAAUUCGCGUACAACAACAUGGCACAGGCGUGGAUGGACCUUCCAGGAGCGGAUUUUAUCACCCAGGAACGUUGUCUUCUUCAGGGGUAGGCUGCUCUGGGAAUGCCGCAAGUCAAGGUGGUCAGAGGACGUUGCCGCCGAGCCAGAUGGAGUAAUGACAACCACGUCAAAAUCAGCUAUAGGAGGCGGCCACUACAACUUUACGCAUUCACGGUGGCCGGAUUUGCGUCAGUAUGAACACCUAGUGUCAUCCUACAGCAGACGGCUCCUUACAUACCCGUCUGACGGCCUCAGAGCCUUCUCGGCCAUCCUUGCCAGGCUGAGCCGCACCUUCAAAGGAGGUUUCUUCCAUGGGCUUCCGGAACUGUACUUUGACUAUGGGCUGUUGUGGUACCCCAGCACGCCAGUCAUCCGACGGACAGACCCAACUCGGGCAACCUCGUUCCCCAGCUGGUCGUGGGUAGGAUGGCAAGGAAAUGUCACUACUGGCUACCUCGGAUUAUCAAGUCAACUUGUUCUGGAAGAGAUGGAAGGGAAGAACCAAGGACAGAUGCUUGUUUCGAUCCAUCCAGUGGUGUCUUGGCAGAAGACGGACCGCCAUACAGGAAAGAACCAUCUCAUCAUCAAUGAGUACGAAUCUUGGAAGAACUAUGCAAACGAUUCUUCUCUGGAGACACCCCCAGGAUGGUCGCGAGUCCAAAUAGAUACUAUUCCAGAAUCCGCGAGUCCCGGACUGUCACGGAGAAACUGGAGGAGUGCUUGCGUUUGCUGGAGGAUGUGGCCGGUAGCAACACGGUGGCGUCGGCGAUCCGCAGACAAAGGAACCUCAAGGCUGGUCUUCAGGCAUCGAGACAUCCCGGGAGUUAACUUCCGGUUUCCGCUGCCAAUUGGGCCCUGGAGUGCAGAAUCAGGAGACGACCGCUGGGAGACGCAAUUAUCCUUUGAAUCAUCCCGUAUAUUCGCCUUUGUGGGAACUCGGCUACGCGACAGAGCGUCCCGAGUAGAUAUGAAGAUUUGGUGCAACAUAGCGAUGCGAAACGUGCCGUUCUGUGUUGAGUGCACUCUGGUUGACGCAGACUCCAGAUCGGUGUGAACUUGUCAUGAUCUCUGGCGGAAUCGCAAACUUGGGAGGCCAGAAGCGGGACACGGGGCUUCUGUCUGAAGUUGGGGCUAUUCCUGAGAUGAAGGAUGUUGAUGUCUAUGAAUUCUAUAGCGUCCUCUGGGUGGAACGAGACGGAGAUUUCACCUAUCGGAAGGCUCUCGGCCGGGUAUGGAAACCGGCGUGGGACAGGCUGCAUCCCGAGCACGUGCAGAUGGUUCUCUCAUGAGUGGUUUGGUUCAUGGAAGAUGUGGACAACUGUCUCAAGGAACCCCAUGACGUCUACCCAUCAACAGGCGAGCAAAUCGCAGAGCGAAGCUUUUCUGGAGACCGCUGUAAAGACGGUCAAACACUAUUAUUGA